AUGCUUCAUGCUUUUGAGCGGUCUGCUUGUUUUCGAUUCCGUAGUGCCGGGCGAGAACGGCGGGCAAGUUCUUGGGCAACGGGAAGUCUCAACUUGAACCGCGCCCGGCAGCUCCUUGGCCAGUACCGUUUCGCAGGCGAGGAGCUCUACAAUCAGGCAUUCCGUGGCAAGAUGCCUGAGGAGUCCUUCCCAGCCAAGGAAGAGUAUGUCCAGGAAAUGCCAUGCGUGACAUGGAACAUGAUGGACACGACGAUGCGGAGCGCAGACCCUGCAAUGCCAAUAUACGAUGCUUUCGGGUACGGAGUAAUGCCCUACUUCACCAACGUUCCAGAGGCAGCUCCUCCUUCGCCCUCCGCGACAAGUCUCGAUGUUGACAUGAUCAUGAACAGUAUGCGCCUCCUGCAGGCCAUGGCGCCUGAGCAGGCGGCAAAGAUUCUACAAGAUACGGCUGCCCUGUCAGGUGGCACUUGUGCUGCCAGUGCUUGCACGAAUGUGUCUUUAUCGGCUCCUACGGCAGGGGCAUGA
Molecule: messenger RNA, 525 nt
Organism: Symbiodinium sp. CCMP2592
Lineage: Eukaryota; Dinophyceae; Suessiales; Symbiodiniaceae
Source: the annotation of a GenBank genome assembly